AGAUUCGGAGCAGCCACUGGAUUGGUCAGUCGUGGUGCCGGAUGGGGAAGUGACAGACUCAGAUGAGGUGCCCUUGAUAUUCAGUAGAAGAGAGGGCCUCUCUGAAACAGUCCUGCAUGCCGAUCUGCGAGGAGAGAGAUGGGUUCGUUCGCCUCUUUUUGGGUUGUUCUACUGCUGGUUGCAGGUGAGUCUGUGAGCAGUGAUGAUGAUGAAGAGAAGUUCACUGUAACAGACGGGACCUUCACACAGUGUCCCAAUAAAAAAAUCAAAAACCUGUCCCGCUGGCUGUCACAGAGGAGUGAUGUCAAUGUGUCUCUGUGGCUGCUGAAUUAUACAGAGCUGGAGAGGAAUGUCUGGUGUAAAGAGAAGAAGGAUGCUGAGUGCAGAGGUGUGUCCCACUCAAUCACACUGGGAGAAGUUGUUUCUUCCCUGAAGGAUAAAAAAUACAAGUGUGUGGUGCUGAAGAACAAGAAAGGAGAAUACAAGCAAGGGUUCACUUUGAUUGCUCUGAGAGGUGCAGCCUCUCACAGUAACCCCGCUCCUGAAGGCAGCUCCCUGUCUCUCACCUGCGAGGGCUGGGGUCUCCCUGAGGUUCAGAAGUGGGAAUGGACAAAUAACAGUGUAAUCAUAUCAGGCACAAGUAAAUACAUGAACAACGCAAACCUAAACAAAUUAACUAUCAGAAGUCUGGAGAAGAAGAGUGAUGGAGGAACAUAUAAAUGUAAACCAGUGUUUCAGCAGACUGAAAUAAAGCACAGUGUAUUUCUUAACCACAACGUGACGAUUUCAGGUUCAGCUUCCACCGGACCAACUGUGUCUACACUUACUGCAGGUUCAUCCACCAGCAUAACAAAGAAUACAACAGCAGGAGGACGUAACAAAACACAAUCUUCUACAACGUGCUGUUAUUCAGAUCCCAGCGGAUCCCCUGUGCCUCCAUCUACUCCAGAUCCAUAUAGUGACGCCGUGGUCAGAAUCGUGGUCCCUGUUGUUUUGAUCAUUCUAGUCCUGCUGGGGAUUGGAGCUUUCUGUCUGAUCAAGAGGAAACGAAGCCAGGCACAGGAUGUGAACUCGAUCAUAGCAAAUCCAAUGGAUGGCGAUGGUGAUGAUCCAGAAGUAAACUACACCACAGUGAACCUCAACAAACUGCCUUCUUCAGACAGGCAGCCUGGCCCAGUCACAGAGCAGACUCUGUAUUCUCAGAUCAAAGUCAACUAGCCCUCAGAGGAACAAGCGACCUGUGCUUUAUUACACUGUGCUGAGCUUUUUACUGUGGGAAACUUUUAUAAGGGUCUAUGCUUUACCAGACCUCUCUAUGCUUUACAAUGCUUCCCUAUGCUUUACCACACCUCUCUGUGCUUUACAAUGCUUCCCUAUGCUUUACCAGACCUCUCUGUGCUUUACAAUGCUUCCCUAUGCUUUACCACACCUCUCUGUGCUUUACAAUGCUUCCCUAUGCUUUAUCAGACCUCUAUGUGCUUUACAAUGCUUCCCUAUGCUUUACCAGACCUCUCUGUGCUUUACAAUGCCUCCCUAUGCUUUACCAGACCUCUCUAUGCUUUACAAUGCUUCCCUAUGCUUUACAAUGCUUCCCUAUGCUUUACCACACCUCUCUGUGCUUUACAAUGCUUCCCUAUGCUUUACCAGACCUCUCUGUGCUUUACAAUGCUUCCCUAUGCUUUACCAGACCUCUCUGUGCUUUACAAUGCUUCCCUAUGCUUUACCAGACCUCUCUGUGCUUUACAAUGCUUCCCAAUGCUUUACCAGACCUCUCUGUGCUUUACAAUGCUUCCCUAUGCUUUACCAGACCUCUCUGUGCUUUACAAUGCUUCCCUAUGCUUUACCAUGCUUUCACUGUGCUUUGUUACACCUGUUUUAACUAUGGGAAACCUUUUUGAUAUUUAGAGUCAUUUUGACACCAAGCUUGAUAUGUCUUCAUCACUUUGCAUCUAACUUCCUGUGGGGUAGACUAGACUUCACAUCAUACCACAGGAGAUUGCAGCUUCCUCAUUAUUUUAUCUCAGAAAAAACACCCUGUUGAUAUUUCACAGCACAAGAUACCAAUACUGCUGUGAUGCCUUUAAAGAGCACAGCGUUUUUAUAUCUCCUUCAGUCACUGUGUGUUUAAUUGUACAGUGUUAAGUUAAUCUGUGUGUCUAUUUUAUAAUGCAUGCAUGUUUUGUUGUGUAUUCAAAGUUUUGCAAAAUUGUGACCGAAAGGUACAUAUAUAUGGGAGUUGCAGUGAAUCAAGGGCAGUGCAUUAGGUCUAGUAACAAAAAUGCAGUCCCUCAUCCUUAAUGAUAAGAUCCGGUAUAUUUUUGCUUACAAAUUAACGCCUGACCAGAGUAACUAUUAAGAAAUACAGCAGUAAACAAUGCAUUCACUGAAUCAAUGUGGUGUUUCUUACAGACAGCUAUGUUUGAGAGCUCUAUUGAGAACACAGUGGCAGUCUAAGACUCUUCAGAUUGAACAGGGAUAUUGCACAUAUCCCAUCACUAAUAAUAAUAAUAAUAAUAAUAAUAAUAAUAAAAAUAAUAAUAAUAAUAAUAAUAAUAAUAAUAAUAAUAAUACACUAAAUAUAGAAAAAUGCCAGUGUCAUGGUUCGCAUGUCCGGUUACAUGAAGAAAUUAAUUUCUCGGAGAAAAGUGCUGUGUGUCGCAAGACUUCUCUGAGCCUGUGGCUCAUCGCUGACACCACAGCGGGAAGACUUCCUGUCAAUAACUGUCAUCUUUUCUGGUUUGAUUUUACUUGCCUGCAAAGGAAAAAAAAAAAAGCUUCUUCCCUUUAUAAAAGCCAGCCAUAGUAAAAACACAGCAAAGUCUGAUUCCCAUCCCUGUGAUGUUCUGUGAGACAGUGUCAAUACAGAGAUCAAUACAAUAUAAUACAGAGAUCAACAGGGAUGGGAAUCAGACUCCUGUCCGAUUGCAUAGCCGUUUCACCCAUUCCAGGUUUUACUACCAGCUGGCUUGAUCAGCCACAGUGUGUAACAAGCUCAGUGUGUGUCUUAUUAAACUCCUAGUAAAACCAGGAAUGGAUCACACUGCUGUGCAAGGGGAGUCUUAUUUCCAUCCCUACUAGUUUAUAUACACAACAUAAUACAGUCAUCUCCCCUUGGAAGCACAAUUGCAAGAAUUUGUAAGAAUGUUUUAAUCUGCAGGGCAGCAGUGUGGAGUAGUGGUUAGGGCUCUGGACUCUUGACCGGAGGGAUGUGGGUUCAAUCCCCAGUGGGGGACACUGCUGUUGCACCCUUGAGCAAGGUACUUUACCUAGAUUGCUCCAGUAAAAACCCAACUGUAUAAAUGGGUAAUUGUAUGUAAAAAUAAUGUGAUGUCUGUAUAAUGUAUAAUGUGAUAUCUUGUAACAAUUGUAAGUCGCCCUGGAUAAGGGCGUCUGCUAAGAAAUAAAUAAUAAUAAUAAUAAUAAUAAUUUGUGUGUGUUCUGUAUUCAUCAUGAAGAUAAUUGCUCAUUGAAUGGCCUAGCUUCUAUUGUGCUUGUUCUUGUGUGUGUGACAAAAUAAUAACAAAACAACAUUU
This is a messenger RNA of Acipenser ruthenus (sterlet), 3533 nucleotides long. RefSeq lists its product as uncharacterized. Lineage: Eukaryota; Metazoa; Chordata; Actinopteri; Acipenseriformes; Acipenseridae. The coding region runs from base 139 to 1218 and encodes 359 amino acids. The record is from RefSeq and is a predicted model, not a curated record. The transcript is spliced from 10 exons.